CCACUGUAUUCCAUUUCAUUCCCCGCCUUUUCCCCAAACAGAAACCAGGCGGCUUCCAGCAAAGAAACAAGAGCAGCCAAUCACAGACCGCGCCACAUUCCCAGGGGCGGAGCCAAGAGCAAGGGGCGUGGCCUGCAGACCGCCGUCGCGCGUCUGUUUUGUUUUGCCCCGCUGCUGCUGCGCGCACGCGCACUUUGGCGGGCGAAAUAGCCCCGCCACCCCGCUCGCCUUACGGGCCGACGGUGCCCCUCUUUCCCCCGUGCGUUUCGUUGUCCCGCACUUCCGGCGCCGUCCUUUUCUGCUUCCGGGUUGGGGCGGAGAGGGUGGAGCGUCGCGGGCGCCGCCGCUGCUGCUGCCGCUGCCGCUUCCUCGGUAACCAGCCGCCGUGUGAGGAAGCGCCAUGUCCAGCAGCGGCAGCGCCGUCGCCGCAACAGCAGCACCAGCAGCGGCGGCCUCGGCGACCACAGCCUCGCCUCCCGCCCAGCCGCCGCCGCCGCCCCCUCCGCCUCCCCCGCCGCUGCCUCAGCCGCAGCCUCCGCCGCCGCUCCCCGGGACCUCCUCGGCCGCCGCCGAGCCCGAGCUGGUCUCGCUCAUCCUCAACCGCCUCAAGAGCCAAGGCCUCUUCGACCAGUUCCGCCGCGACUGCCUGGCCGACGUGGACACCAAGGUGAGGGGGGGCGGGGAGGGGGCCCUUCGGAGCCCCGUUUGCCCACAGACUCGCGCCCUCCGCCGCGCCCACACCUGGACCAGCCCCUGGCGGCGGCGGCGGCGGCAGCAGGAGGCGCUUCGGGAAACGCCCCCCCGUCGGACAGCAGAAGCUCUUCCUGUUGAGUGCCUGCCUGCCUGCCAGAGGCGUCGAGGGCUGCAGCUCGGGGGUGGAGCCUGUGCUUCUUGCACGCACAGGAGGGACCAGAGCCCUGUCCUUGGUAUUAACGUUGUUGCUUUUAGGUUUAUUUACACACACAUACGCCCUGCCUCUCUCCCCCUCUCUCGAGGCGUUUGAAGGACGAGAAUAAGAACUGCUGAAAACGUAGAAGAAGAAGGAAACUUUAAUAGACUUAAAACCGUCCAUCUGUCUAUCAGAGGCGCCACGUUUCGCCUGACAUUGGGGCGAGGGCCAUGUGACGUUGUGCAGUUGCACGCACAACUCUUGAAUCAGGAGGAAGCCCAGCGCAGAGCCCAGCCAUGCAGCAUGGCGAUGUGCUUGGCCGCUGGCCUCUCCACGGCUGGCCCUGUUGGCAAAGUGAGCUACGCAGAGGGGGCAGUCAUGAUGGGACUUGUAGUCCCCACUUGGCAGGACCACUAGGCCCCAGAGGCAGGACUGGGAGGUGCGGCAGAGGCAGGGACCUGUUGGUCAUAGGGCAGGGUAUGACCAGAGGCUCAGGACUCUGGGAGCUCAGUCCCAUCCAAGAGACUUUGAGGGGCUGGAGACACCUCUGCCCCCUAGAGUUGGUGUGUGUUUCUCAAACUUGGGUCUCCAGCUGUUGUCAGACUACAACACUCAUCAUCCCUAACUAGCAGGGGAGAUGGGCGUUGUAGUUUGGAGACCUAAGUUUGAGAAACACAGAUCUGUUAAAAGCAUACAAAUAAUUACAGUAAGAAAAACAGCAGGGCACCAGCCCCUCCCAUUAAAAGCAGUCUGUUCCUAAAGGCCUGUUGGAAAGGACAGCGAGACUGCCUAGCAUCUCUAGGUAAGAAAUUCCAAAGUUGCCUGGGAGCAGCCACCCCUGAGAAGGCUCCUCUGUGUGAAGCCCCAAACCUGCUGCCAGCCAGUGCAAGCAAUAUGGAGCUAGACUUGUUUUGAGGCAGCUUCCUGUGCUGCUGUGGCUCGAGGUGUGGAGUAGAAGCUUUGGGUUGGGGUGGGCAGCCGGCAGACUACUGGGCAGAGCCUGGCUGUGCCUGGCGGUUUGGGAUGUGUGGCUUAAUGGAUGUGGGUUUUUACCUAAAAGUGAAAACAGAGACAAGUAUAAAACAGCUCUUUCCCUUUAAUUCUCCACCUUUGUGCUGUGAAUUUGCUCCUUAACCAGAAUUUUUAAGGUGAAAGUCGAAAGCAUGAGGUGUCAGGUCAAACAGAAGACCUUGCAAUCCUAGUUGCCAGGCAAUUGAGAAAGAUACCAAAGCUCUGCCCUCACCCGACCACUAUUGUGAAUACUCAUUCAUCUCCUGUUUUCCUCUUCCCUAGGCUAGUAUCUUAGUGAAAUAGAUCUCACUGUGGUAGGAAAUUUGUGGGGGGGCUGUACCACUUCGGACUGAAGGUGCAGACUCAUAUGAUGGAAUGAUUUGCAAUUCAAAAACAUGCUUUGUGCGUAGAGAAUUAGAUGUUGAGGAGAACUAGGCUAUUGUAGUAUGCAUUGAGUGCAGAUUUAUUGUUGAAAGGCAGCUAAAAUUUCAAAUAACAGUAGUGUGUGAGGAUGUGUCUGCAUCUAUACUGCAAGUGCAAGAGAGUACUCCGUGCUCUUUUUUCCAGACAGAGGUGUAGGAACUCACCCUUGUUCUCUUACAAUGGUGCCCACCUGAAAAAAAGCCAUGAGAUCUUGGUGUAAAACAAAUUAUGCUAAAUUUCAUAACAAGUCAACUUCAAGCCAUGUCUGGCUUCUUAAAAUUACCCUUGUGUAAACCAGAAUCCUCAGGUUGAAUAUAAAACCAAGCAGGGAUUUGAUUGAAACAAAACUUUUUCUGGGUUGUAUGCAAGCCUGACAGUUAGAUUGGACUCAUUCAGGCUUUUCAACAUAGUGCUAAACCUGUCAGUUUGGAUUUCAUAGUGCAGAAAGUAUUAAUCUGAUGUGUAGAGAUCUUUCCUGUUCUGCUUAAUUCAAGAGGGUUCUGGAAGCUUCUCUGUGUGAAAGAAACAAACAGAAGGAUCAUGAUGUUUGUGUUACUCCUUCAGAGAAGCUGAGUACAGCUGGCUUAAACUGAUUCUCUUCUCUUCUUCAAGGUUAUGCUGACUAUACUAUAAUAAGAGGCCAGAAGGAGCCUUGGUUUCACUUUCUCUUUCUAUCUCUUUUCCUUCUGGUGUGGUGUUCUGUACAUAGCAUGCUUAGUGUUAAGGUUUAGUCUUAUUACAGUGGUACCUUGGGUUAAAGAUGCUUCAGGUUACAGACGCUUCAGGUUACAGACUCUGCUAACCCAGAAAUCGUACCUCAGGUUAAGAACUUUGCUUCAAUUUGAGAACAGAAAUCAUGCUACGGCGGCACGGCAGCGGCAUGAGGCCCCAUUAGCUAAAGUGGUGCUUCAGGUUAAGAACAGUUUCAGGUUAAGAACGGACCUCUGGAACGAAUUAAGUACUUAACCCGAGGUACCACUGUAUAAGUUAUUGUAAGUUUAAGAAGUCUGCUGCAACUGGAUUUCUUAUGGACAGUGCCAAUCCUGAAUGUAUUGGAUUUGUGUCCAUUAUGCUCAUUUUUCUUAAGUAGCAGUAAAGCUCUGCUGAAUGAAAUACAGUUGCCUCUGCUCUAAUUUUUGGGGAAUCCUACAGUGUGUUUAAGUUUUUACUCUGCUAACUAUACAUUGGAAUCUGCUCUGGAUCAAUACUGAGUAGAAUUUUAAUGUCAAAACUAUGGUUGGUGUUAUAUGUAAAGGCGGCCAAUUUCAGCCAAUAUGGAAGGCUUAAGCAAGUGAGAUACCUACUCCUGGCUUAAGACCUGUUGGCAGGGAAAUGUUCUUUAAAUUAAAGCAUUUGUUCCUCUGCCCCAGUUAGAGAAGGCUGGUGUGUAUUAUGUAUUUCCUCCCCCUUUUUAAUUGAGUCACUUUAAGCUAUGGUGUGUUAUCAAACUAGACUAGACACAUUAAAAUCAGUGGGCUUAGUUAGUGACUAGCUUAAAUCCAUGGAUUUCAGUGAGACUUCUACUGUGUAUGAAUAAGUGAGAUCCCACCCAUAGAUCUUAAAUUGCUUGGGUGUAUUCAGCUAAGUUUUACUCAGAGUAGACCCAUUGAGAUUAGUAAAUAUAAGUUAAACCCAUUAAUUUCAAUGGGUCUACACUGAGUUUAAACUUAGUUGAGUACCUUCCAUUGUGUCUCAUGAAUGCCAAGGAUAUGCUAAUAAGAAGUUUCACAUAGCAUUUCUCAUUUUUCCUUUUAGCCUGCUUAUCAGAAUUUGAGGCAGCGGGUGGACAACUUUGUUUCCAACCAUCUAGCAACUCAUACAUGGAGUCCUCACCUGAACAAGAACCAACUGAGAAACAAUAUUAGACAACAGGUUCUCAAGUAAGUUUCACUCCUUAAAAUGCAGCAAUGCCUAAUGUAGUUGCAUUGGAGAAAACAGUACAGGGGUCCAACAAAAGCUUUUUUAGUGGUGUUCAGAUAGCUGCUGACACAUCAUAAAUUAAAACAUCCUUCAUUUCAAGACCAGUUUGUCAGGGGUGGGAGUGGGAAGACUACUGUUUGAGUCAUUGUGACAACUUACUAGUCUCUGAAUUUAGUAGGAAGUUCACAGAAAUAUAAGAAAUCAUAUGUAUUGUAUUUAUCACUUAUACUGCUUAACCUAAGAAACUGGAUCUCCACUCCAUUUUUUUAACAUAGAAAAAGCACUUAACUAGUUUCAAGAACAAUUUAGGGAGUAGUGUUUAAUAGAUUACCAUGUUUCAACUUGAGGAUAUUACAGGUGUAGGCUUUGCUAUGUUUAAAUACAAAUAAAUUCAUAUUUAUUUCCAUAUCAGGUUAUUAUAUUAUUUUGAAAGCCAGAUAUUUACUAUCGCUGUCUUCAGCACCAUUGGGGUACAGUUUACCACGAUUACCAACCAAGCAUUAAAGGGAAAUAGAGCUUUUAUACAGUCUCAGAAGGUACAAUUUAGGUUCAUUACAUGCUUUAAGUGUCCUAUGAGUUAAUACCAAACUCAUUCUCCGAGCGUAGAGCCUUAUGUAGCCAAAAUGGCACCAUCCAGUUACAAGUGGGAGUUAUCAGCAGGCUUGUGGCGUCUCCCCAGACUUGCAGAACAUAAGAAAUGUUUAGUGGGGGAGCCUUAAUGGGGACUGGGGCUACAUUUUUACCUAAAACCAUUUUGAAAAUUGGUAAUACUUUAACUUUUUAAUUCUGUGUGUGUGUGUGUGUGUGUGUGUGUGUGCCUGUAUUGUAAUGACCAUUGUCUACAAACAGUGAAAAUUUGAUUGACUGAAUUACAAGAUAAAAAAGAGUAUUUCUGUUGGCUUGAAGCAAAAACAAAGUAUUGCUUUUUAGCAAGUGUAUUCACUGCGUGUGCUUCAGCACUGUUAUCCCCAUAAUGGGCAGCCAAGUAUUUUUCCCCUGCUCCUCCCCGUAAACAAGUUUGAAGCUUUAUUGUUAUAGUGCAUUAUUAUAAGAGAGCUGGGGUAGGGUAGUGGCUAAGUGUGACCUAUGAACCAGGAAGAUCCAAUUUCAAAUGCUGCAGUAAAUUUCAUAUGUGUUGUUUAGGCUAGUGACUCUCUGUCACUAUCAAAUACAUGCAUGCUUUGUAAUAUGCAGAUGAAUCUAGAGUAUCUUAUUAGGCUGUUGGGAACCCCAAGAAUAUAUAUGAUGAAGUCUUUGCACAACUGAAAUAAGCUCUGACUAUUGUUAUCAUUGUCGUCGUCAUCUUCUUCCUGUACAGAGUUAUUGCAGGACCAAUAUGAGGCGAACUUCCUAGACAAAAAUAUGCUAUUUUAUGUUGUUGUUUUGUUUCAGAUCUGGAAUGCUAGAAUCUGGAAUUGACAGAAUAAUUUCUCAAGUUGUCGAUCCAAAGAUCAAUCACAUAUUCAGGCCGCAAGUAGAGAAAGCUGUCCAUGAAUUUUUAGCCACAUUAAGCCACAAAGAGGAGGCCAGUCCCAUCGCAGCUGCACCUGAGGAAAAACCAGACACUUCUGUUCUGAUGCAAGGUAUUUAUGUCCAUUGCUCCUGGCAGAACUGAUGUGCUAUGAAGUCUUAAUUUGGAGCUUGGUGACUAUGUAAGCAGAUGGAAAGGUAUCAAGGAAGGGAAGUUGAAGUUUAGCCUCCCAACUUCUUAGUAAGUGUUCAUGGUGCAAUCUUACCAGUAUAGGAGUUGGUCUGAAAUUGAGUUGAGUCCUAAUUAAUUAUCAUGAUUUCCUCCAAGGAUCAAUUAUAUGUAGGAUGAUUCUGUCAUUUAUUCUACUCAUAUUGAUCCAGAGCAGAACUCCAGUGUAUAGUUAGCAGAGUAAAAACUUAAACACGUUGCAGGAUCCCCCAAAAAUAGACCAGAGGCAAUUGUAUUUCAUCCAGCAGAGCUUUACUGCUGCUGAAGAAAAUUGAGCAUAAUGGUCACAAAUCCAAUACAUUCAGGAUUGGCACUGUCCAUAAGAAGUCCAGUUGCAGCAGACUUAACUCAAACUUGCAAUAACUUAUAAUAAGACUAAACCUUAACACUAAACAUACUAUAUACAAAGCACCACACAGUUGGAAAGAGAGAUGAAGAAGAGAGUGAAACCCUGGUUCCUUUUGGCCUUGCUAUUAGAGUCAGCAUGACCUUGACAGAAAAAGAUAACAGAAUCAGUUUAAGCCUGCUGUACUCAGCUGCUCUGAAGGAAUAACCCAAACAUCAUGUGUUUCUUUCACACAGAGAAGCUUCCACAACUCUCUUGAAUUAGUUGCAGUUAGGUAGCCGUGUUGGUCUGCUGUAGUCGAAACAAAAUAAAAAAAUUCCUUCCAGUAGCAUCUUAGAGACCAACUAAGUUAGUUAUUAGUAUGAGCUUUAGUGUGCAUGCACACUUCUUCAGAUCUUCAGCUGGUCUCUAAGGUGCUACUGGAAGGAAUUUUUUAAUUUUCUCUUGAAUUAAUUAGAAUAGGAAAGAUCUCUACACAUCAGUACUUUCUGUGCUAAGAAAUGCAAACUGGAGGAUCCCCCUGCCCCAGAAAAAUCUUUGAUCACAUUGGACAUUCACCAUAUACAGUGGUACCUCUGGUUGCGAACGGGAUCCAUUCCGGAGGCCCGUUCGCAACCUGAAAAGAACGCACCCCACGUCUGCACGCGCGGGUUGCAAUUCGCCGCUUCUGCACAUGUGCUUGAUGGCAUUUUGCGCAUCUGUGCAUGCACGAGCGGUGAAACCCAGAAGUAACCCUUUCCGGUUACUGCAGGACACAACCUGAAAAUAACGUAACAUGAGGUAUGACUGUAUGCGUGAAACCUGCAAUAUCCCCUCCCCCCAAUUCUUCAGGUUUCUUUUUUGCUUUAAUAUAUGAGACAUAAAUGUAAGAGCAGAUUUUUCAGACUAAUGGAUGACAUUUGUUCUUUACUUAACUCCUUUGAAGGUGUUCCUGCUUCCACUCCAAGCACAAAUGUAGCUAAUGAUGCUAUGUCCAUUUUGGAAACAAUCACUUCUCUAAACCAAGAAGCAAGUGCAGCCAGGGCAUCCACAGAAGCAACAAAUUCAAAGACUAAUGACAGAGUCCCGAAAAAACUCCUGUCUCAGCAGAGCACAGAUGGUGGUAUAGAGAAAGACGGUGGUGUAGAGAAUUCAGAAGAUCUGCUAGAUGGAGAGAAAUUGCUUUGUGACUCUGCAGAAGAAAGCUCUGAACCAGUAUCCAACUCAGAAGAUGUAAAUAACUUAUUUUCUUCAAGUGAAGAAGGGAAAAGUCUGUCAAAAGAAAUUAACAGUUUGGUUAACCCAAGCAAGGAAGCUGCACAGGAAAGUGAUGAGCAGAAAAGUAAACUGAUGGCCCAAAGUGAUAGGAAAAUAGAGAGCAUGGAGAAAGGAGAGAGGAAAAAGGAGAAGAAAGAAAAAUCUGAGAAAAAGUUGGACCGCUUGAAAAAGAGUGGUGAUGAUCUAAAGGCUAAAGAAGAGAAGUCCCUGAAAGAUAGGGAGGCAGAAUCAGCCAAAUAUUCAGCUCUGGAGAAGAACAGUAGUAAGCACAAAGCAAUUGAAAGUACAAAAGAAGGUAUAAAAACCACAGGUUGCCAUGCAAUAUGAGGGUGGGGCGGGGCUAUUGGGGUUGAUAAGAAAGUUCUAAUUUCUGUAGGAUGCUCUGUAGUGUUAGAAAGCAAAUAUUUGCAACAGCAUUUUGUUGCUUAUGUGUACUUAGAGUCCCAUUUUUUUUCAUCUGCAAUUUGAUGGCAAAAUUUAAGAGACCAGAAGCAGCUUUCCAUGUGAUGUUUGAAGGAUGUAAAUUGGCAAGCCUCCCCCAGGCAUUCAUGUAAGCCAUUUCCACUUGCAUGUGGGACUCUGGGCCCAUGUUUUAAAAGAUCUUCCUUUCUUUCAGAACUAGUUUUGGAGGAUUCUGAUGUUGACAUACUCAGUGAUAUCACUGUUAGCUCUGUGCACACCAGUGAUCUUUCUUCCUUUGAAGAACAAAGUGAAGAGGAAGUUGUACUUUCAGACAGCACAGAAGAAGGAGAGAUCGUUUCUGAUGGUAAGGUAACAGUCCUGAAGCUGCACUGGAUUUAAUUCCCUAGCCAGGAGAAAACAAAAUGUGAACAUUUAUCUUCAAAUAUGCAUCUUUGACCACUAGUCCUAGUAGCUAGGGAGGCUGGGAGUUGUCCCAACAGCUGGGGACCCAAGUUUGAGAAAUAAUGUGUUAUACUGAUGUUGAUACAGAGUUUAAGUUGAUAACAUCUGAUUGCAGUAGUGGCUGGCGGUGGGGGUGCUGUUACUUCCCUGGCCUCUCAAUACGGGUGUUGCUACCAGUAAUCAUGAGGUUCAGGGGCGAGGCAGGAGGGAGGUUCACGCAGGUGCUGCAGUGGAGCCAAUCAAAUGCUUCCUUUGCUGGGUCUGCAGUGCAGGAACCUCCCUGCUGAUUUGCCCCUCUUAGCUACCAAUAGUGAGUUGAUUAGGAAACCACACCACUUUGCCACCUGCUACUAUCUGCCCUAAAUGCACACAUGGGAGCGUUCAUGCCAGCUCGCACAAACGUACACACUGAUACCUAGGUACAACACAGGAAAAAUAUUUUUCAUCAGUAUUGACAUGAAAUCACCCAUUUUUUUGAAAUUGGUCAAAAAUGAAUUGAGCAUACAGUUCAGUAGCAGAGAUGUUACGUGCCCUCACAUAGACAACCUACUUUCAUCACAGGGUUAAAUUUGCUGUGUUCUGUGCAGUUUGAAAAUUGCAUAGCUGUGGGCACAAAACUCUUAAUCUGCAGCCAAAUGCUAGGCUUGUCUUUAUCAUCUCAUUAAUCCCAUGUAAUCUGUUAGUUGAGAGUAUAGUAUAAUCUAAAUGGGGUGUUCAGUUAGGGCUGUACACAGGCCCCUAAUCCACCCUGUGACUGAAAUCUGUGGCCCGUGGAUCAGGUUGAUAUGCCCUGUGCCACCUGGGGACCACCUUGGAGCUGUCCCCCAAACAAGUGGGGGAUUGGAGUACCAUUUUUAAUGGGUUUUAAAACCAUAUUUUAAUAUUCAGUUAAAAUGGGGCUUUAAAAUGAUCAAGGAUGGAGGUGCACCAUAACUGUGCAGAAUAGGAUCCUGCCUGGUGCUGCUUUGCAAGUGGCUUUCCUGCGGGAGAUCUUGCAGUGCAGCACCCACUGCCCAUGGAAUCAAUGCCUCUGCUCAACAGCUGUUGCGUCAGUUCUGUGGGGCAUCAAGGCAGGAAGGAGACUCAUGGCAUUGCCAGCCAAGUAAGUCUUGGAGGUAUUGCACAGUUUUCUGCUCCAAAGAAGCCCCAUUUGGCUUGGGCCUCAUCUAAAUCCAGGGCUCAGUCUAGGGUUCAUCAGGCCAUCUAUUCAAAUGCUAAUACAUUUUCUGAUUUUAGUGGAUAUGCCUGUGCUGCAUCACAAAUUUAAACCAAUGCAUACCUUCAAGAAAUUCUUGCUGAGACAGCUAGGUAUUCUACAAUACUGUUGCAAUAUUUCAAUUUCCAGAAUCCUUGCCAACUUGCCUUGUAGCACCUGGGUACUAAGUGCUCUAUGUUGCUGUUUAUUAAUAAACAAACUAACUAACUAACUUUAACCCCAACAGAUUUUGGGGAUUUAAGCUCUCCCUUAGUUUUAGAUGUGUGGGAAAACAAGGCAAGAAUUUGAAGAGAUCUGUGCAAGCACAGAAUGUUUGUCAACUGGCCAGGGGGCGGUGGGGAAGCUUGCCUUGGGUGGCUGAUUUUUCACUUCCAGCUUCUGCCUGGAGCGCUGCUCCAGUAGGUCCCCUGACUGCCAGUAUCAGAUUUUGAGGUGGAACACAAGGAGCUGCAGUAGGAAGAAGGCAGAAAGGUUCUUUUGUUCACAUGGAACUUUCUGCCUGUCCCUUUCAUCCCAACCUAGAUCUGGCUUUUAAAAACAUCUUUCCGUUAAGGUUGGGGUGGGGUACUUGUGUCCUUCCAGAUGUUUGUUGGGCUCCAGUUCCUAUUAUCCCAGAACUUUGCCUUUGCUGAUGGGAGUUGGAGUUCAUUGACAUCUUGCAUGGCACCAGAUUCCUUAUCCAUGCUGUCUAGAAACUUUCAUUGUCUCUUAUGUUUCUCUAGAUGACGAAGAAGAAAAUAAUCAGGUUAAAACAAAGCCAGAAGCUGAUUGGGCCAGCAAUAAAAAAACAAAAUCUGGGCGACACGCUUACGUCCAUAAGCCUUACCUCUACUCCAAGUAUUAUAGUGAUUCUGAUGAUGAAGGGACUGUGGAGCAACGCCGCCAGUCUGUUGUAAGUUUGGUUUAUUUUAUUUAUUUUUUAAAAAAAAAUAUUUAGCAAAGAAAUGAGAACAAGAAAACAAUCGAAACUACAAACACAGCACAUGCGUAGACAUUUCAGGGAUAAGAAACUGCUUCUCUCCUUUGUUCUGACCUAUUUUGGAAUGCUUGGAACACAAACUAGUACAGUUUGGACCAUUGUUGUGCCAUUCUCAAGCCUCUUGCUUUUUAUCAAUUAAUGUGGCAGUCAGCUAUUCCUAAUGAUACCUCUUCUGACCUCCAGUCUUUUCAAGAAGCAUUUCUGGAGACUUGGCCUUGGUGUGCUUAUGUCCAGUAGUCUUAAUGGAGGGAAAACUGAAGAAUAUUAAUAAAGGUUUCAUGUCUUGAGGAACUCGUUAAUUUAUUUAUCGGAUGAACUUCUGUUUGAUACACAAAAUUACUGCCGGCAUAUUGAUCCAUUGGAGAGGGUUUUGUUUUGCAUUUCAGAAUAGAUUGGUACUGUGUCCAGACUGAGUUAAUUUGCUUGAUUACAAUUUCUGGGGGGAGGGGGUUUACUUUGCAGACAAGAAAGUACAAUCGAAAGGGUUAUUAGGUUUUUAAAAACAUAUUGUGGGUUUAUUUCAAUAAAACAAAAACAGUUAUGGCCAGCAUCUAGAGAAGCCUUUGCAUGACAGGAAUAGAGUUUUCAGGUUUUGCUUUCUUGCAGCAGUCCUUCAUACCUCAUUGAGUGUCGCUGAAGAUACUCUUCUAGCCUUCAGGGAAGCUUUCUGGGGAGACAUAGAGGCUGCUGCUGGAAGCAGGGUAGUGAAAACAUGCUUUGGAUCCCAUCAUAUAAACUCCCAUUUUCUUAUCUUCAGGCUAGAGAAAAAGAAGAGAGACUGUUAAGGAGAAGGCUUAACAGAGAAAAACUUGAAGAAAAGCGGAAACAGAAAGCUGCAGAAAAAACGAAAACACUGAAAAGUGCAAAUCAAGGUGCUGAGCUGUACUUCAGAUGAACAUAUCUUGUGCUGUUUUCUAGUUGCGAGUUAGUUGCUUUUUUUGCACAAGAGAGUGUAUACUUAAUUUAGUACUCGCCAAACAAUUUAUUUUGCAUCCAAAAUAACAAUAUCAGAAAUUGCAGCUUGAGACUUUACUGUGUCGUUCUAGGUAAAAGCACUCAAAACCUGGAAGAAACUCCUGCCAGAGGACUUGAAUUGAAAGCCAGCGGUGCCAGCAUCAAGGAUGUGCUGAAAGAACAAAGGUUUUUAGAAAAGAAGGUAGCCCUCAGCAGGAAAAGAAAGAGAGAGUCAAGGUACUUGCAGAGGACAUAAAAUUAGUACGUUUUGCAUACUACAAAGUGCAAAUCCUUUGAAAGUAGUAUAGAUACAGUUUGAAAUAGUUUGAACCCCCUCUAAGGUUCACAGACCCCUGGGCUGGUGUUCAUAGUUCACCCAUCCAAGAUAAGGUUAGUAGCAGGCGGCAGUCUUUUAAGCCGAGCACCUUGCAGGAAAGUUCAUCCCAGAGAGCUUCAGUUAAUGACGUCUAACUAUUUUUGAAGGACAACUGAGAUGUCAGGCUGCAUUCUGUUUUAGCCCUUUUCUAGCAUUAAUGAAAGUAUGGGAAGGCAUCUUUUCUGCAAACCCAUUAGUGUGAGGAAAGUUCCUCCAUGCCGGCUUCCUUCAACCUUGGUGCAUCUCUCGCCCUCCAGGCGUCUCCACAGGGUUUUCAGGGGUCUUUCCAUUUAAGGCUCUAAUUUGCUCUCUCCCCCCCCCCCCCCAUUGUAGCAGUCCCCAGUGCAAAUAGGAGCUUUAUCUUUUUAAAAAACAAAACUUAGUUGUGUAUAUUUCAAAAAUAGAGCAUUCUUUUUGUCCAGACCUAUCUUUUAUCCCUAAUAUUCAGCCAUACAUUAACUUCAGGAAUUGGUCUCCCCUUUAUCCAAGUCAAUUUUGCUCUUGUGUGUUGUGCACUUGAGUUCUCUUUGGAUCAUAUUAAGCCCUUGUGAAAAUAUAAGGCCCUCGUUAUUACCUUUAAAUACUCUUCCAGGUAAGGGGAAGAUUCCAGGAGCAGUAUUUUCCUUAGAGCAUAUUACUCUCAUUUAGUCCACCAGCAGUGUUGAAAUUCUAAAGUAUAUCCUGGUGGACACUAUUAGAGUAUCUGCUGCGUCUGCAGCUUUGGGGACACAGCUCCACUUGAAGAAAUUUGUAGAGCUGCUACAGGGACUUGUGUCCAUACUUGCACUAGGCAUUACAGCCUCCCCCAGCCUGGUGUCCUCUAGAUGUUUUAGGCCAGUGGUUCCCAACCUUUUUUGGCCAUGCCCCACCUAAGCAUCUCUAAAAUCCUGGUACCCUCCCCCCCCCCGUGACAUAUACCGUAUUUUUCGCUCUAUAGGACGCACCAGACGAUAAGAUGCACCUAGUUUGGGGGGGAGGAAACAAGAAGAAAAAAAUUCUGAACCCCAGAAGCCAGAACAGCAAGAGGGAUCUGGCUUCUGGGAUAGCCUCUUGCUGUUCUGGCUUCGGGGACAGCCUGUGAAGCCUCCGCAGGGCAGCGGGGUGCCUUCACCCUGCUGUCCUGCAGAGGCUUUGCACAUCUAACCCCAAGCUAGAACAGGGAGACCGAGCGCUGCGCACACACAUUUUCCCUUACUUUUUAGAAGGGAAAAAGUGUGUCUUAUAGAACGAAAAUUACGGUAAUUCUUAUUAGUCAAAAAGUGAACUCCUGUUCACAUGGAGGAAGCCUAAAAGGCCAUUAACUUGGUCUAUGCAAGCUUCCAAAUUGCUUCCCUUAAAAAUCAAAUUGCCCCCCUGUGGGGCACCCCACAUUGGGAACCACGGUUUGAGGCCCAUAAACAAUGACCAUUGGCUGCACUGAUAGGUGAUGAUGGGAGUUAUAGCCCAAGACAUCUCUUUUUUUAUUAUUAUUUCAGGCAUGAAGAAGAAGGCAAGAAGAAAAAAUGUGAGCAGCUUGAGAAGGAUCCUGGAGAACCUCAGAAGAUUCCUGAAGUAAGUCCAUAAUUUAAACUUUGGUUCUUGUUCUGUAAGACUGUAAGCUUGAUCUGUACCUUUAAAAUUCAAAGAUAUAAUUAGUAUUGUCUGCACUUUCAGUACUGUUUUAUAGGUUUUAAGCCAUUAGUAUAAUGAAGAAAAUCUUAACUACUAAGAUUUAAGUUAGAUUACUAUUGACCUUUUAAAAAUGAUUUAAUACACAAAAUUACAUGCUGCACAAUGCAGUUAAUUCUUCCAAUUAAAUUCAAGGAUUUCAGUUCAGACAAGGAGCAUGGGCUUUGACAUAAUUCAGGUGAAAAUAGCCUUUUGCACAAAGAAAUCAUACUUACAUUUUUAUAUUGUAGGGUGUUGAAAAGCCCUCCCAAAAAGAAGUGAAGGCCAGUCAAGGCAAAAAUGAAGCAAGUAAACUUGUGAGAAGACUUUCAGAGACGGUGCAUUCAGUUGAUGAAAACAGAAAUGAUUCCAAGGUAGAAAAAGAACACAAAAGAAGACCAUCUACUUCUCUCCAGGUGGAAGGAAUGCAGCAAGAUACUGAGCCCCGAGAUCCCAAAUCUCAGAUUGAUAGAGCAGAGACCAGCUCAGAAGAACCUCAGAAGCAGAAAAGCAUACUUAAAAAUGAAAAGCAUGUUAAAAAGGAUGAUUCAGAAAUCCAAAGUUUUAGAAGUGCACCCAGGAAAGAGGCUAGAUCAUCAAAAGAUAAAAAUGAAAAAGAGAAAAGUAUUUCUGAAGAUAAAUUAUUAAUUAAGCAUAAAUGUAAAGGAGAUGUGUUUCAUAAAACAGGUGAUGAGGCUGAAAAUUUGCCAUCUGAGAAAGGGCUGAAAAGCGAGGAGAAUCUUCAGAAGCAUAGCCAGCUAACAAAAUCUUUUUCAGAUGACAAAGCUGAACGGAAGAAUAAGCACAGAAGUGAAAGGAAAACAUCAGCAAACAGCAAAGAUCUGAAAAGUGUUUCUGAACAUGCUUUAAAAAAUGAAGAAAGUUCACGUAAAGAAAACAGAAAAGACAGACAGGGUUCUAUAGAGAAAUCCAGAGCAGACCACAAGUCUAAAAGGCUGUCAAGUGAUUUAAGGCCACAGAAAGAGUCUCAGGGUACAUCAAAGCAACAUAGUUUUGUAACAUCAAGGAAAGGGGAAGGUUAUUCAGAAGACAAACAUGAUGCAGAAUCGACAAACUCUGAUAACACUUUAAAGCAAGGUGAUAGUAUACACAAAGACAGGCGAAAAUCAAAGAAUGCUUUGGAAGAGAAGUUACUGUUAAAGUCCAGGUCCAAGAGUCACGGCAAGCAAGGCAAAAUACCUGAACCUGAACUACAAGAAAGUUCCUCCAAGCAGGAAUCAGGACAGAAAUCCGGGCCUAAUUCAGAAGAGAGUGAUCCAGAUAAGCAGUGUAAAUCCAAAACUGAAAUUAAAGGUUUUGAAGAAAAUUCUGUAGAAUUGGACCCUGACAGUGGAGCACAUUCAGUUAGUAGUUCUCAAAAAGACUUCAGUCAUCGAGUUAAGUCACAAUCAGUAGAAAAAUCAUCUGCAAAAGAGAGAAAUAAAAGUGAUAAAGAUUUGAGUAGUUCAAGACUGGAAAGGAAAAUGUCAGCUGAAGGUCACAAGAGCAGAAGUUUGAAGCAUAAUAGUAAGGACAUGAAAAAGAGAGAAGAUGACAACAAACCAGAUGACAAAGGGGUUAAACAAGUAGAGACUCAUGCAAAGUUGCAAGAAAAUCUGCUCACAGAUAAAAGAACAACUAAAAAAUCAGCUAGUGAAAGCAGAAAGGGAAGUUUUUCUUUCCAAGAAAUGGAUAAAGGAGAAGAAAAAUCAUCAGCAGAAAUGUCAGUCUGGACUAGUGGGCACACGUUACGUUCUGAAGAAUGCCAAGAGCCAAUGGACAUACAGUCAGAACAAAGGGACAGUAAUGCACAGCAUCAAAUAACUCAACCUAAAGAAGAAAUCAGUAAUAAUUCACAACAAGAAACUAAAUUUAAAAACAAUGCCAAAGACCAAAUGCACCAUAAUUCAUUGCAUGAGUUGAAUAAAACUUUGCCUACAAAGGAAAUCUCAAAAUCUUCCCCUUCCGGUUUCAGUAACCCCAAACAAAAGUUUGAAAAGACUCCUACGAAGGAAAUGGAUGUGCCAAGUGAUGCCUUUAAAAGUGAAGAAAGCAGUUCUCCAACCAAGCAGCUGUCAAAUGAAGGUGUUGUCCAUCAAAAAUCUAUGGAUAUGACUGUUGCAGAAGUCAAAAACCCUUUGAGUGAUGUAUCUCUGGAGAAAUCUUUUAAUUUGGAUAGGCCAGCUAAUAAAGAUACCAUUUCAGACAAUGAAGCACAUACUGCUAAAACGGAACAGCAUGGUAGCAUUAUAUUCGAUGGUAACAUAAAAGAGAGUGAUAUCACUGACAUGGAAAUUUCUAACGCAGGUGACAAAGGGCACCUAAGUUGUAAAGAAGUGACUGAAGAGAAAACGAGUGGUUUUAUAUGCAUUCAAGAAGGUACUAUGCAGAAGAUUACUGGAAUUGCUUUAACUGGCAGUAUAAAGAGUGAUCAAAUGACCAGCCCAACUAUAGUAUUUACAGAGGUAUGUGCAAACAAAGGCAAAACAAAUGAAAACCAUACUGUCAGUGGUGUAAUAGAAUUGUCUUCAGGGUCAGUGCCCAAGAACACUCCAGAAGAAAUUGGUGAAAUGUCCGUGAUGGCUAGUAAACAAGGAGGUGAUUUAAGAAGAGUCGCUGAAGAUAAAAAUGAAAACAAUGUAGUAGGCAGCAGUGUAGGAAGCAGCAGUUGUGUUAGCAUCAGCAAUAGCAUGGAGACUGAUGUGACUGUUAUCGGGACCAGCACAGAGAGAACUACUGGGAGUGCUGUAACAGCUACUAGCACUGGAGGAAGCCAAAGUGAAGAAGGUACAUCAAUCCAUUUGCAAAGAGAAGGCGAUGCCACUAUUACUUGCUCAGAAGAAAAAAGUGAGACUGCUUUGAGCUGUACAAGUAUAGAAGCAGAUGAAGGUUUCACUGUGGGAUGUUGGACCCCAAAUAAGGAAGGUGCUCAUUCUGUAUCAGAAAAGUGUUUUGAUGAAUGUCCUGUCACAGCGACUGAAGAAAGUGGUGUUGGCACUCAAGGACUUACCGUGUGUGAAAGUUCCUCAACCAGUACAAAGGAGGAAGAAAGUGGAGAAUGCAUUGUGAAUUAUGCAGAAGAGCAUUCUAAACAAUUAAUCAGUGAAACUAGGGUAGAACUUGAACAGACUGUGAAUAGUGUUGAAGCAGAAGAGAAAGAUGAUGCUGUAACCAGUGCAGGUUCUGAAGAAAGGUGUGUGGCUUCCGUCUGUAGUGGUACAAGCAACUUUGACAGUGCUACUACCUGCCUCAGUGAAGUAGAAAGUGAUGGUGCUGUUACCAGUGCGGGUACUGAAGCGAAGGAUAGACCUGUGACAAGUGAAAAUCCAGAUGAAUUUCGGAGUAAUGCAGCUGGAAGUGAGCAUGCUAAAGCUGCUGAGGGUGCUGUGACUUGUACGGCUGCCGAAAGAGGAAGUCCUGGCUCUGCCAUCUGUUCAGUGACUGGUACUGACUCGCAAGAUGAGCGUGCUGUGACUGGCGUGUGUGCUCAGACAGCGAACAAUGUGGCAACUGGGCCGCACGCUGACAAGAGUGAAGACAUUGUGAAUGGUGAGAGUGCCGUCACCAGCACAGGCAUAACAGCAGAAGAUGGCCCUGAAGCUGCAGCUGCGUGCACUGGUUUGGAGGACAGCAAUGAAGGUUUUGCAGCAGCUUCAGAUACACAAGAAAAAUACGAGUUUGCCACAGACAGUACAGCAGCUAGAGCUGAAACGAACAUCAUUGAUGUCAGUCAAGGUUCCUAUGAUGAUGAAGGUUGUGUGACUAGCACUGGUGCAAAAGAAGACGAUGAAGAAGGUGAAAAUUUUGUUACUAGUACAGGGAGAGGGAACGAAGAAGCGGAACAGACUUUGACCUGUACAGGAACAGAAGAAAGUGAAAGGGUGCUGAUUUGUGUUGGAGCCAAAGAAAGUGGAAGUUCCUCCAUCUGCCUUGCUGCAGGCCAGCUUAGAACUGACUUGGGUGAGCUGACCUCAGAUGUUGAUAAAGGUGCUGUUGACAGCAUGACAGGCUUAGAGAAGGACUUGAAAAUUGAUGAUAUCCACAACAGUACAAAGGGAGUGGUUGAAAGUAGCACCACUAGUGUUGGUGUGGCCAGUGAAAAUGUUAUGGCAUUUGGUGCAAAAAAAGAGUCUCAGUUUACUGAGAAUUAUGAAUGUGAUGUGAUUAGUGCAACCUCAAAGCAAGGUGUGGAUCAAGAGUCUGCUGUGGAAGAGAAGAAUGAGGAUGCCACAUCUUUCAUAGAUAUCAGGAAAUCUGAAGGCCCAUUUAGGAUAGGCUCAAAGAAAGUAGCUGUUCUCUCAGCAUCUGCUAAUGAAGAUGAGAGAAGUGAAGGUGAGACCAUCUCUACAAGUGUGGUCAAAGUGUGCCCUACCUCGGCUCAGUCUUCUGCUAAGCAUAUUGAUCAAACACCACUUGUUGCAAAAACAGUUGAAAACCUUGAGAAAACCCCAAGCCUCAUCAGUACAGAAGAUUUCAACACUCCUACGCCUAGCACAGCUGUUGAGUAUAUGAAUCAGGAUGGAACUGCUAGUAAACAAAAUAACGUUUCUACAAGUAUCUUGGAAGAAUUUGAAGCCCCUAUGCCAAGUGCAACAAUAGAAGAUGGCAAAAGUGCAUUUCUUACUAUACAAGCUGCAGAAAAGACCACAACUGUGGAAAUGGACGCUAUUCCCAUGCCUAGUAUGUCAACUGGAAGUGUUGAUGAAGGUAAUACAGUUCAUAGCAAAGAGGAAAGGGAUGAAUGCACUGUGAUUUCCACAAGCAUAGUUGAAGAGUUAGAGACUUCCAUUUCCCAGGAAAGAACUGAAGAUGCAGAUGAACAUUUCCCCUUAAGAUUGGAACAAACUGCAGACACAGCUAUGAUCUCGACAAGCUCAGUGGAACAGUUUGAGACUUCUGUGUCUCCUGUUGAGGCACAAGAGAUUGAUCAGGUCUGUAGAACCCAAGGAAGGUUUGAGACUUCCACUAUCUCUACUACGGAAGGAUGUGACAAAACCAUCCAUGGUGCAUUUGUGCCAGUAGAAGCUAAAGAAAGAACUACGGGUGCUGGAGUUUCCACAGAGGGAGCAGAACAUGUUCAGGAAGCCACAAGCCAAGAGAUUGAAUUUGUGUUUCAAAACUCUGAAAAAAACAACCAGAGUGCUGUAAUUUUGGUUCAGAAGAGAGGAGAGUAUGAUGCUCUUGGACUUAGUGUUGCCAUUGCUAAACCUGACAAAGAUUUGGUUGCCUUGAGUGCAGACAUGCCGGAGGAUUGUAUAGCAGCCGGAAUAGUGGAAGAAUGUGACAGUGUCUCUACUGUUGCUGUCUCAGAGAAAACUCCACUUGAAUUUUCAAGCAAAGAAGUUGAAGAUGAACAUGUGCUUCAAAAAGAAAGCCAAAGAUUCCAUCAGGGGGAACCUGAGGGUGCUGUGGAAGAAUUAACCACAGAUGACACCACAAGCACAGAAAUGCCUGAAAAUACAGUGCAAUCUGAUAGCAUAGGAGAAAGCCUUGGCACAGAAAUUUUGAACCCUUCUGUCAGUGAUGGAACAUCCACUGAAGACUGCGUGCAUGAAUGCAGAACCCAAGAGAGUGGGCAACAUACCGAAGUUCCAUCUGGUAUGCCACUGGAACAGAAAAGUGGGGAUGUAAAUUUAGCAAUAGACGAUAUUAGUCACAAGCCAGUAUUAGAAACUGACCUGGGUGAAACGAUGGAUCUCCCCAACAGGAAAUGCUCGACUUCAUUACUUGUCGAAUUGGGGGGAAAUUCCAAGGACAGAGCACUUGGAGGAGGAAGAGUUCAGGGGAGUCACUUGGCUGACAUAGAUGCUAAAGCAGAUGGCCAGAAUGAAGAGGAAGCGUUUUCUCAAGGGAGUGUAGCAUAUCAGUCUGGUAAGAUCCUUAUGUACUGCAAUAUUUUGAGACUUCGGAAUUUAAUGAUUGGGGUGUGUAGGAAGUUAGACUUAGGAGCCAGUUAGCAUAAAGAAGCAAACUGCCUGCAGUUGAUCAAGUAUACAAAGAAAUAAUAUAGUAAACAAAGUUGAGAUGUUCCUAUUUAAUAUAGUUAAGAACAGGAUUAGGGUCAACUUUAGACUUUUAAGGAUAGCAGCUAGAUUAUUGGCUAGCACGAAACCUUCAUAUUUUUUUGUUAUUCAGCAAAAUUUAUAUACCACUCUAAGCAGUUUUAUUUACAACAUUUCUAUGAAACCCCUGAAAUCAAAUUUCCAAGAAAGGUGGCAAUGAUGAAUAAAAUUCAGUAAAUCAUGGUGCUAAAACCACAGCAGAGAGAAUAUGCACCUGAGGUUAAAAUUCUUGGGGAACGAAAGGUCUCUCUGCCUGCUGCCCGAAAUAUACUGGUUUAGGUAUCCGGCAGGUAAGUUUUAUGUGGCAUUACCCAUUGAAAUGAAUGAACAUAACUAAGUCAGGUAUAAUAACUUCAAUGGGUAAUUUAAACCAAGUAAAAUGUACUUGAAUACCACCCACACUCUUUAGCUGCCACAUCUGACUUCAGAUAGUGGGGCACUAUGAAGCAGUAACUUGCAGUAUAAAGUAUGAAGUAGUGCAAAGAAUCAAAUUUAUAAAACUGAAAAUUGUCUUACAAUCCUAUACCUUUGAAAUCAUGGUGUGUAAAUGUUACAUUCUUUCGUCACUAAGGUUGUGCUGGAUUUGGCAAUAUCUGGAAGAGUUAGGAAUUUCUAGAACUGUUCUGUUUUGUGGAAUAGACAAUAAAGUUCAUGUUUAACUUUCUAUCUGGGAUAUCCUCUGAAGCCAAGCCAUGGAAGGCUUAGUUAUUUUAAACCCACCAGUUCCUAAUGAAACACAGAGAAAGGAACAGUUACCUGCACCAGAAGCUUCUAUCUUUAAUAAUCUUGUAGCAUAGCCUUGAAUGGAGAGAGAGAUUAGCUUGCUUUUGCCUAGAUAUAAAAUGCCACAGAGAAUAAGGAAUCAUGCAAGUAAGUUUAAUUGUAAAAUCUUUACUGAAGAGAGCCAAAGGCACAGCAGGGACACUGUAUGCCCAUUUCAUCCCCCAAGAGGAAUGUAGUUUGAGGGCGCCUGCUUCUGUCAAAGAGCCCAAAGCAUAGAGACACUGUUGAUUCAUAUGCUAGGGCCUUGUAAGAACAUGCUGAAUACUGAGCUUGCUGUUAAAAUAAUAUAUUAAUAGAGUGGUGCUUGGUGUUCUAGACAAAGGACUCUAUGAAGGAAUGCAGUUAAUAGAUGACAUCAAAUAUUGCAAGACAGCAAUAACACUGCAAGGAGUAUAAUCAAAUGAAUAUAAACAUUUAAAUUGCUUUUGUUAGACAGCAAAGAAAUUCACCCAGUUGUGGCUGAAGAGCUGGAACAAAGGACCAGGAUGACAGCUAUUGAGGUAUUAUGGUGUUUUAAAAGAUUUUAUUCCUUAUACCUUUCAUUUAGUUUCUGGACUUAACUAGGGAGAAAAGUUAAUUUAUUUGAAUUCUUUCCCCCAUCCCAAUAAAUUUAUAUUGAAACUUUUUCAUCCUACAGUACAAUAUAAAACAAGCUAACUAAAAAUAAAAAAGGAAAGGGAAAGCAAAGUAAAUACAAAGCCAUCUUUCAGAGGUAGAUCUUAAUCAAACGUUACACAGAAAGGGCUGGACUCUCCCAGCUCUCACCCAGGAGCUUCCCUUUCUUCUCCCACUCUGGGAGAUCUUCCCUUUCCAGCCUUUCACGCAGAGUCAUUCACCAGCCAGCCAUCUCCAUCAUGUGCGUACAGUUUCCUCAGUGAUCCAGAGUAGAAACCACUCAAAAAAAGAAACAAGAAGAAAAAGAAACAGGAUUUUUAAAAAAAGUUUUCCACCCUAAAUUCGCUCCAAAUUGUACACAGAAUCCUUUCUCUCCCAGCUCUGUCUCUGCCAGCUCAGAAUAUUCCGUAAUCUCUCCAUCCAUGGUUCCAUUCCACUUCUCCAACAUCAUAAUUCCACUGCAAGACUAUUUUACUUCUCCAGGCACCUGUGUAAAGGUGCUCUCCAUUCCAUCAUCUACUGCCUCCAGCUUUAUCAUUCCACUCUCCUCUUCUGGCAGGCCUUGUUCUGGCAAUCAAUAUUUUUCUCCAAAGCUUCUGUGUCUUUAACCUCAUCUUUCUCUUGACCAUUUUCAUUCACCACCUUAUCCAUCUCAGUUCAGAUCUAUUUUAGUUGCUCAUCCAGUAAUUGCUGUAUGAUGCCAACAGUCAAUGGGGUGUCCAACAGUGUUUUUGCCAUAUUGAGUGUUCUUGGUCUUAUUGACAACUCACUCUUCACUUUAAGGUUUAUAGUCUCUGCCUUAAAAGCUUGAGUCUCCUGUCUUCUUAUCUCCAGACCUUAUUCUUUUCCCACAGUUUCACUUUGCAGCCAGCACUUUCAUCAAACACCCCUUAGCUGUUUAUGUUGAUACUGCAUGUCAAAUUUCAGACUCUCAAAGGAACUUUUCUGGAUUUUAUUACCAGAAUAUUCAGGUUUUCCAUACAGACAUUUCCAUGCCUGUGAAAUAAUGAUUAUCCACUUUUAGUGUAAGUACUGGGUAAUUUAACAAACUGAGCAUUCCCUAACUACUAAUUUUUGGAGUCCUGAAAGAUUUUCCUUCCCUUUGCUUCAUAGGACCCACAAUGUAGAAGCAUGGAAGAAGAAAACCUCUCUGAAGAGAUUCAACCAGAAUUUAUUUCCAAAGGUAAAUUCCUGCUUCUAACGGCAGUGAUAAACUGUUGCAGGUUAUAAUCUUCGGGAUUUAUCAAUAGAAUUAAAUAUUACAUUUCAUAAAACAUCUGAUCCACAUCAGGAGGUUAGUCAUGCAGCCCCAGUUGUUCCUGGGGAGUGAGACUUGCAUUUAGUGCAGCUUAAUUUAAGUGGGUGCAGAUCGAUCAGAUUUUUUAUUUUUUUUAGGGUUCUGUAAAUUCUUUAUUUGUACAUCAGUGAAGCAAAAAGAAAAGAAAAAUUCCCUUUUGCACAGCAACUGCUUAGGGCCCAGCCUGAGCACCAUGCAAGAUGCCGUGUACACAAUCCACUAAUUGCAAUAUCAGGACCAAAAAAACCCAAGUGGCUGGAAUUCAAGACCAGUUCUGCUGCACCUGUUGAAACCAAGCUGCCAUUUGACAGAGGAAAGGGGUCAGCCAUACAAAAAAAGGCUGCCACUACAAUCACUACUAGUUUGCCCUCUGCAUUAACAUCAGAACUUUGUGAGCUCUCUAGCCUGUCUCAAGCCUAGCUCUUUUCUCAACGAGAGAUCCCCACAUUUUGUUGAAUGGCUGUGGCUGCUGACCCAUAUUUGGAUGCCUCUUUCCCCAAGUCAUUCUGCUAUAUGCCGCGUGGGGACCCCUGUUGCUACUUCUCCCUCUUUCAAUGACUCGGCAAUAAUACAAUGAAGCAGAGGCAGCAGUGAACAAUCGUUGAAUGUUGCUGGUAGGUGACGUAUUGUGCCUCAGAGGCUCCACAGCAUGGCCACGGCCCUAUAGAUGCCCACAUCGUGGUAAUAGAAGUAGCAGAGGCCAGCAAAGGUGAGUGCUGAGAGCAGGUAGAGGCCAGUGUUGGCCAGUUUAAUAGAUGUCUCUCCAUGGACAUAGUCAGCUACUGUUUGCCCAAGGCCCCAGUGACCAUGGAGUGUGAGAGUGGCAGUGUGAGUAGUCCAUGGUUGGUCCAGGAUACAGGUAAGCUGCAGGCAGGAGCCCAAGCAGGAGGCCACUGACUGCUCACUCACCAGUCCAGUGCAGAGAGGCAGCCUUGGAACCAGCGACUCCCCGCCGUGGGGUCUGCCCAGCCCCACCCGCAACAGCCCCACCGCCAUCUUGCACCGUUUGCCGUCCAGAUCUAUCAAAGGUUAUACAAGGUCAGGCAGUUGACAGGUGGGUGUCAGAAGCAGCCCCCAGAAGGCUGAACAAAAGUGGUUCCCCACCCUUGCCAUAGUGUUAAGUGUACUAAACUGAACUAAAAGUAAAUGUCUGAAAAACUGUUCCACUGCACUAGCUGUUUCAGCAUUGGAGAGAGAGAUCUUAAAUCCUCAUUUCAGUUGAGGCCCCCCCAUCCUUUCAGUUUAAGUAAAUUUAGUGUAACUCAAAUUUAACCCUUGUGAGGGUUGUAUACAGCGAAGUAGUUCCAUCAGUACAGGGACUUCCGGCUGUGCAAUGGAAUGUCCCCUCCCUCUCCCUGUGUGCCCCCUAAAUCUGUUCUGGGUUUUCCCCCCACCCUCAAGUGCAAAUUUGGGAAGGGUGCAGAGAGGUCAUGGGUACAGGGUGUUGUUGUGCAUAUGGAACUACUGCCUUGGUAAAGUAUUUCACAAUUUCUAAGAUAGUUACAAGGGAGUCCUUUUGCUUUGAUAUGUAAUUCUUGUUAUAUAAGGCAAAUGUUAAAUUUGCAAAACUUUUAUUAGAGACAUUUUUAGAGCACUCCCUCUGCUUUGUUUGAGAUUAUUCUACCUAGGUAAAAGGAAGUUGUUUAUAAAAUAAUCAUGUCUUCUGUCAGGGCUGAGUGUGCACAGCAGACAGUGAAUUUCAUAGUUUGAAACUGCAAGGAAUGUAAACACCCCAUUGCUGUUUGAGAAACUAAGAUCCAACUCUGUCUUUGACAGUAUAUUUAACAACUGAAAUGUUCUCUUGUUGUUUAAUGUAGUAUCAAUGAAAGGAACCGUGUACGUGUUUUCAGUGGUUUAGAGAAAGAGCAUUGUUUUUGGAAGGGGUUCUUGGAUUAAUACCAGUAGCUAGCUAUAGUCUACGUUUACAAUAGGAAGUUCCAGUAAAUCAGAAUUUUAAACAUUUUAAAGUUGGAAUAAGCAACUGGGAGGCACAGGCUUCCUGCCUAUUGCUCAGCAUAAUCCUUCAACCCCAAGAGGCCUCUCUCUGCAGUGCCUGGGAGCGAGCAGCUGACCUGCAUAAGAAAGAGAGGGCUCUUUGAAAGCCUUGCUGCUGCUCAUGAUGGAAAGGAGGGAUUGAGGAGCCCUUUUACUGUCUCCUGACUGCUGGAAAGUGAGUCAAGACAGGGAACAGGCUAGAGGCUUAUGCACAUCUGACACUUGAAUCCCUUUCCUGACAAGUGACAUCAGAAGAGGAAACCUGGUUGGUAUCGUCCACAUUACUGUAUUGCAGUGUGAAAGAAUUAGAAUUGGUACUACGGGAUGCUGCCCGUGAAGUGGCCAAUGAGAAUUUGGAUAUUGGCUGGGGGUGCAAACUGUUAUAAAGCAGGAGAAAAAGCAGAUUCCUGAGCACAGAGUGUUGCUGCUAUAGUCCCAGAAAAGUUUCCUCUGAAAUAAGGCUAACCUAUAAAUAAUAGCAUAAUGGGGGUUUGAUUUUUUUUUAAGUGGGAGCAUUUCAGUACUGCUGCUGAAAUCCACAUGAGCAAAUUUAUAGCUAAUGGGGAUAAAAUGCAUAUGCAUUGGGAUGCAGUAGGCCAGGCAUGGCCAAAUUUGGCCCUCCGGCUGUUUGGGGACUACAACUCCCAUCAUCCCUAGCUAACAGGACCAGUCAUCAGGGAUGAUGAGAAUUGUAGUCCCAGAACAUCUGGAGGGCCAAGUUUGGCCAUGCCUGCAGUAGGCACAGCACCUCUGAACUGAAGCCCAUGGAUUGGGGUGGGGAGGUGAGUAGUAAGGUCUGCCUGAGGACUGCUUCCUGUGCCUUUGUGUAGAAAUAUUAUUUUUCUGUACAAGUUUCUAGCUCAGGCGUCAGCAACCUUUUUCAGCUGUGAGCCAGUCCACCGUCCCUCAGACCAUGUGGUGGGCCGGACUAUAUUUUGAAGAAAAAAUAUGAAUGAAUUCCUGUGCCCCACAAAGAACCCAGAGAUGCAUUUUAAAUAAAAACACACAUUCUACUCAUGUAAAAACACGCUGAUACCUGGACCGUCUGUGGGCCGGAUUUAGAAGGCGAUUGGGCCACAUCUGGCCCACGGGCCUUAGGUUGCCUACCCCUGUUCUAGCUGAAACUUGUUUGCAUAGUUCUGAGAGCACUUCAUAGUAGUUCUUAAAAUCCAUCUUGGGCUUGUGGUUAACAUACUGUUAAGGAAAUGUAAGUAUAAAUCAGGAAUCUCAUAUCUGCCAGAAGUCUCUAGGAAGCUGUCUGCAUCUACAAUAUAGAGAUAAUUGGUUGACCUUACAGAUUCAUGAAAUGAUUGAGUGUCACGGGGCUGCCAGGGAACGCCUUUGAGGAGCGGGAACAGUCAGAGGGAGAUAGAGAGGAAUUGAAGGAUGGGGAAGAGGGAGAGAGCCCGGAGGCAGGAAGGCUCUCCGAUGCUGAAGCAGAGCCCUAGCACCUCACAGGAAGUUGAGGAACAGAUGGAGAGCCUGUGCCGUCUGCACAGGAAAGGAGAGGGGUAAAACACAGGGAUCAGAGACGUCCCCACCUUUUCUGUUGGAGGAGAAGCCAGAGAAGACCACUCUCCGAAUCUGAACCGGACAAUUCGGAUGCAUGAUUGUAAUGUGCUGCUUGUACAUAUGUAAAAUAAAGAACUGUAAAUAUCUCUCUGAGUGAGCAGAGGGUGCUUAUUGCAAAGAGCAUACACAUUGAGACACUGCUUUGUAAAGCACUUGGAAUGCUCAGUGCUUUUAAUAGUCCUUUUUUCUGCCUUUCUGCUUUUGUUUUUUAGCACUUGAAACAACAGACACUUCAGUCGUAACAGAAGCAGUAGAAGUCCAAGUUUCUAGAGAGAAAUCAUUAGAGGUUUGCAUUUCUUUCUUGUUUUACUUUUCUUUACUGAAGAUUUUUUCUUUCUUUCUUUUUUUAAAAAAAUACAGUUUUUUAGGAGCAUGUCUAUCAAAGGCAUGAUUUCUAUAUUGGGAUAGCUAAAUGAAACCGCCUUGUUCCAGGGCAGUAUCGCUCUUAAUAGCGGACAAUGGAGGCAAGCAACCAUGGACAGCUGUAACUUUGAUGAUCUGCUUGGCAUCUUCCCUGACGCAUCUCGGCUGGCUGCUGUUCAGAACAGAAUGCUGGACUAGUUCCACUUUCAGUCUUGAUCCAAGAUGGAAAUAUUUACUUUCUCAUCUAUUUCCUCUCCUCCUCUUAGUUGCAGGUAGAAAUACCUGAUCAGAAGGAAGAGAGCUUCAUGCCAGAAACAGACAGACAUCCUGGUAUCGAAGAGGGUGAAUCAGGUAGUUAACAAAUAAAUACUCCUGCCUUGUUGUCUCUGGCAAACAGUUGACUAGUUUGCAUGGGAUGGUUUACAGGCCAAUCUGAUUUAGAAAAAAAAUAUGUACAAGGUUUCAGCACUCAGCACUGAAGACUAAGUCUUCAGAAUUUUUUUUUUAAAGGGUUAAAUUUAUUUUGCAGGUCAUGUUCCAGUGUGUCAGAUUUUGGGAGAAGACGCAGAAGAAAGCCAGUAUUUUGAAGCCAGAGCAGAAUCUAAUACGGUAUACUUUAAAUCUGUUUACAGAUAUAUUACUUCUCAACAUAACUGCUUGAAAUGCUUGCUCAAAGCCACAUUCCCCAUAACGGGUGCAACAGCAUCCAUUAAUUCUCAUUACUGUCAAUGCAAUCAGUCGUGGAACGUAGGAUCAAAAAUGUAACAAAACAACAACAUAAGCACUUCUCAGAGAAUCUCUCGUCCCUUAUAGACAGCUGCCUUGUUGUAGCUUUCCUCAAAGUAAACUGCAAAUGAGCUUCCUAGAAGACAGUUUUACCUUCAGCCUUUUCCGUGACGUCUCUUUUCAAACCAGCUUUAGGGUCGUAGUUUGGAUUGACAUAUUUACUGACAGAUGAGCAUUUUCUUUAAAUUCUUUCGUGAUUUAUAGUAGUUUCAGAGAUAAUUAAAGACAGUGCAGCUGGUAUUUUCUCUAGAGAUUAAUUUCCAUGGUGCUUGGGCAAGCUAUAGUUUCUCCCACUCCAGUCGCUCACCCAUCUGAUAGGCUUUCUCGAUUCCACAUCAGCGAACAAUCCAUCCAGAGCAUGUAGGAGGAAUUAAUCCCAUGUUGCAUGUGUUACGCAGAGAUAAGAACGACAGAUAAACUUUGCUGUCAAGUCACCACUUAAUUACACCUUUUGGAAGCUUUUUGGAAGGAGAUGUGGCUCCUCCUCAGAAGCGGCUUAUCAGUUAUUUCUGUCAGAAUAAUUUACGUAACUAGUUGUGGUGGCAACCUUUAAAUGUAGUAGUUCACAAUGCCGUUCUGUUAGUACUACAGCAUGCAGUAUUUUAACAUGUUUUAUAAUUUCAUAGGAAACAACUUCCAGGGACUCAGAAGAUACCCUUGAAGGUGAUGCCAAGUCUCUGCAACCUUCAUCAGAAACUGCAGAAGGAAAAGGUAACAUCAGAGUUGCAGAAUUUUCCUGAAAGGGUUAGAAGACACCUUUCAUUUUUGGGGAGGGACCAAUGAAAGCCUUUGUUGGUGUUGGGUUGGCAACCCCAGUUCUUUUCUCUUUUUUGGCCAAUUAAUUUUUAUAAGUUUUCCAAAUUUUUAACAAAUUAAUUCAAAUUUGACACAAAUGUAAAAAUUGACCUCUAUCCCCCCCUUUCAAGGCAUCUUUUCCCUCUCUCCUUUGCUACUCACAGUAAAAUGCUUUUUCUUAAUUUCUAAUACUUUUCCAUCCAUUCCUAUUUCCAUCGACUGUGCAUGUUCAAUUCCUGCUUAAACUUUUCUCUGACUAUUUUCCUAAUUAAUCAAAUAGAGUUAAUCUUCCUUUAUCAAUCCAUAUAAAUCAUUAAUCAUAAUUUUAAAUCAUAUUUCUUCCAAUAUAACUUGACACAAUAUGUCUUUACACAUUUGCAACAUUCUAAUUAACAGUACUCAAGUUUUACAGACUCCAGAAACAUCUCCUGGUCCACCUUGUUAUGCAGUCCCCUUUUCAGAAAACAGACAACCCCAGCUCCAAAGAGCCUCCUUCCUGCUGGAUGGAGAAUAGUCCCCCCAUGUCUGGACCACAGUCUAGUGAAUAAGUAGAACUGCUGCUCCUGUGUACAGUCAAACCUCGGUUUUCGGACAUCUCGGCUGCCAAACAUUUCGGAAGCCAAACACCAAAAACCCGGAAGUGAAUGCUUCCGUUUUCUAAUGCCCCUCAAAAGCCAAACAGCUUCCAAGGCAUGUUUCUCAAUUUUCCCCAUUGAACUUGCUGGCGUCCCUUUGAGCCUCGGUUUUCAAAUGUUUUGGAAGUCGAAUGGACUUCCGGAACGGAUUACGUUGGAAAACUGAGGUUCCACUGUAUUUAGCAAAUAUCCUGCUCCUUUGCAUACCUACCCCAUAGAACAGGGGUAGGCAACCUAAGGCCCGGGGGCCGGAUGCAGCCCAUUUGCCUUCUCAAUCCGGCCCCUGGACGGUUCGGGAACCAGCGUGUUUUCACAUGAGUAGAAUGUGUCAUUUUAUUUAAAAUGCAUCUCUGGGUUAUUUGUGGGGCAUAGGAAUUCGUUCAUUCCCCCCAAAAUAUAUAUAUAUAUAUAUUGCAAUAUAUAUAUAUGAGACAGUGGACUGGCCCAGGGCUGAAAAAGGUUGCUGAUCCCUGCCAUAGAAGCACAGGUGUAUACAGUGAUACAUGAUGCAACAAACUGUAGGAUAGGUUAUAGCAGCUGCAUAUUCGUUGAUGUUUAUCUAGAUUGUCAAAGAAGUCGAAAUGAUGGGGUGUGCUGCAAGUGAAAACCAGGCGAUGUACAAUUCAGAGGAAGUCACUGGUUUAAGCAAUUGCUCAAAAAUGAUGGUGGGGAUUUAAUUUGUGUUUUUUAAAAAAAUUAAAAAACGUUUUUUCCUGCAGAUGAGAUUGUUGGCAAAGUGGAUAUUUGUGAAAAGUCAGAUGAGAAAUCCAGUGUAAAUCCUGUUGAGGCAAGUAACAUGGCCUAUUCUGAUAGUUAUUUGAAAGUAUACUUUCCUGAUGGAUGGCUGGUGAAGGGAAGGGAAGAUCUCCCAGGAUGGGAGGCUGGGAGAAGAAAGGGAGGAGAGAAUUUGCUGAAUUCUGAGAGAAGUACCCAGUAAGUCGAGUUGCUUCAACCAGAACUGAUCCUGUAUUCUGUAUAUAUCCUGAAGUGCAUGUUGGAAUGGUUGUGAGCACUUUUAUCUGGAAAGUGCCUCACUAAUUGGUCCAAGCAGGCUACUGGGGGCUGUAAUAAACCGCAAACCACUCAGAAUAGCUCCACUGGUUGACCUUGACACAAAUACUAAGUAAUUAUUAUCAUUGUGAAUAACGUUGGUGCACACCAGAGCUUAUAAAUGGUUUAACUUUCCUUGGCUAUUAAGAAUCCAUCCCAGCCAUGGUUUUGAUUUCAAUGGGAGAGGAGACUUUAGCGGAUUUGUAACUCUCCACUGAAAUAGUGAAACUUAAAAGAAAAUGUUUGACUUAAUCUAUGGUGUGUGAGAGAGGUUGGGAAAGACGCUAUCAUAUAAUGCGACUAUAAUGUGAAGAAUCACUAUUUCUGGACAUGUUGUGUUAGUUUUGUGGGCACUAGUAAGUGAAAGCUUACACAGCAAUAAAUUGGUUAGUCCUUUAAUGUAACACAAGACUCUUUGUUCAUAAUCCAGUUGCCUUAGUGGACACUUUGAGUUGACUUAAACAACAUUUGUUUGUCCUUUUGUUUAGGAAAAAAAGCAAGUACCAGUUAAGCGGAAAAGAGGAAGACCCCGUAAAUAUCCUAUUGAAAUAAUGGCACUGCUUGGUAAGUACAGUGCUGCGUCGCCAUGGAAAAUGUACUUCAGCAUUUCAUUAAACUCAGGAGGUUUAUUUUUCCUUUCAGGUCAAGUUUCAGAAGCUGACUCAAGAACUGGAAAUGUAAGCAUUUGGAUGGAUAUUCUGUUUGGAUGCUCACAUAUUGUGGGAUUGCUGGCUCUCUGUGGAACACUCUCUUAUAUUUUUUUCAAUUGCAAUAACACAACAUUGGCCAGGAUCCCAUGGGCUAUUAAGCUGGUUCCCUGAGCUCAAGGCAUUACCCUUGUUUUCUCCCACACUAUAGCGGAUUAUUUUUUAAAUGGAGGGCACCUUCAAAAAUAGUUGUGAUAUUCAGAUAACUCAAGAUUUCCAGUGGGUUGGUGCAUAUUUUCUUUUUUUUGUCACCUGCCUUGGAGGUCUGUUGUCAGGCCAGGAAGGCAGCAUAUAAAUAACUAGAUGAAAUACCUUGCCUGUAUUUUCUUCAUGCUAUUAUUUUUAUAUCCCUCACUUUCUCCCAAAGGCACCCAACACAUCAAUAACAAUAUCAUUAAAAACAGUUGAAAAGCAAUCAGGUUCUCUCACUCCAUUAUUUCAGGGUUGCCAGUAUCUUUCAUCCACCAAAUGGCUGGGAAAACAGGAAUGUUUUUAAAUUCCUCCUGAAAGCCAGUAAUGAGGAAGAAGAAGAAGCCUCACUCGGCAGGGCAGUCCACAAAUGGGCACUGACAUGGUCAGCCCCCAGUGGAGGCACCAACAAGGUGUUUGCCUGUUUGCCACAAGGCAUGAAAUCUCUGUGGAAGGAAGACAUAACUGCUCCUGCAUAAAAGAACUUUUAAACUGGGGGUAUGAAUUGGCCCAGAACAUGUCAUAUACUGGAUCACUGCAGCACUUAGUGAUUGGCAGCUGAACGUGUGAGCUUCAUUGAAAGCAGUAGUUUGCCAGCCUACAGAAAAGUCAACUGUAGAUUUCAUGGCAAAGCCAGGUUUGUUGUUGUGCGAUCUGAGAAAUGGUCUUGAGUUGUAAAAUGUACUGCAUAUUAGAUUUUUGCGGGUCUUUGGACCCUAACAAAGAAUGUGCUUGUGCAUAUUAGAUUAUUUUAUUUUUAUUUGCAUUAACUGAAGAAACAGUAUAGCCCUCUUCAGGACUUAUCACCUUAAGAGAGAACGCAUGUAGAGAUUAAAUUCAAAUACGCACCAUUCCCCCUGCCCCCACCCAGAGGCACCUGAGGUUUUUGGCACUUUCACACAGUAGAGAGCCUUGCAUAUCUGCGGAGGCCACUCAUGGGACUAGGAAUCCUGAUCUUCCAGGGUUCCCACUCUUGCAAGGAGCCUCCAUAGAUCUGCAAAGCUCUGUGCUGCAGAAAUGCACUGUCAAUGUCUGAAGGAGUCGGGAGACAUGUGGCUUCGUUUGGGGGGGGGGGAGAGAUCUGUCCUCACAACCCCAUUCAGUGGGUGUUUCCUCUUUGAGUGAUAAGACCUAAACAGGGCCUGAAAGCAGUCUUUUAAUUUUUCUAAUCCUGCACUAUAGAAAUAUACUGCUAUUUUUGUUUUUAAUUAGAUGCAGCAGUCUUCAGGUUCUAGCAGUAGAGAGAUGAUUACUCCAAAAGGUAAUUAUUCCCAAAAAAAAUUCUCUUUGGAAAGGAAGAAAGAUUGGAAAGGAUGAGGUGCGUCUGUAACACAGCCAUUUUUCUUGAAAGAGUUACUACUCCAAAAAUUCAGAUAUAGCCUUAUACAGUGGUACCUCUGGUUACAAACUUAAUUCGUUCCAAAGGUUCGUUCUUAAACUGAAACCGUUCUUAUCCUGAGGCGCGCUUUUGCUAGUGGGGCCUUCCGCUGCGUGCGUACGUCCAGCACACAAUUUCCGUUCAUAUCCUGGGGCAAAGUUGGCAACCAGGAGCAGCUACUUCCGGGUUAGCAGAGCGCAUAACCUGAAGCAUUCGUAACCAGAGGUACCACUGUAUAAACUCUUGUGGAUCUACAAAACAAUGGUGCAUGCAAAGACCUUCCCCCGUCUAUUUCAAAGGUGAGUAAAACACUUUGUCCAGCUUCCAAGUGGACUGAUUUCAGUGGCAUUGACAUGGAUGCCAGAGAUUUCCCACUUCUGUGAGUAGGGCAGUUUCGGGUGCUUGGGUCAAAUGGCAAAGUAACCCUGGUGACUCACUGCUUCAUACACUGUUCCAGUAAGAUUUUGAAAUGAAGCAACUGCAUGAUUUACUCAGGCUGCUGGCAUGGGAAGUAACCAAUUGCAUCCACCUUUUUACCAGACUGUAGCAUUUACAACUAACAUCAAGCAUUUCAAAAUCCUGAGCUGCCUUCUGUUUGCCAUUGGUUGACAUCUCUGUGAGAAAUAACUUAAUUUUUGCUUUAUUAUGCUGUGGCGAAUUUUAGAAAGAAAUCCUUUUUUUUUUUUUCUAAGUUCCUUGGUCAUUUAAGUUUAAUUUUAACUUCAUACGAAAAGUGACGGUUAUAACAGUUUGUGUGUUCAGAGUUGCAGUUUAUGUAGAGUUCUUAACACAUUUUUUUCUUCCUUUUUUAGUCAAAGGUUCAUUGAAUGAGAGACACAAAGUAAGUUCAAGAUCUUUUAGUGCAAAUUGUUUUCCACUUUGAUCCUAAAAAUGUUUGAUUUUUGUGGAGUUGUAUAAUUUAGCUUAGGGUCAUUUCUCUAAUGAAAACUGUUUCAUUGGAAUUGAGUUACUGAAUGAAACCAAGGUCCAUCGUUUCCAGGUUUCUGUCUUCCAGCAUAAUGAAACAAUAUGCCUCUGGGUGCUUAUGAGUAGGGCAUAAAAGGAAGGCAUCCUCCAUCCUCAGUCCUUAGAAUUUUUCAAUCCUUGAUACAUUGCGUCUGAAUGUAAAGGCUCAAAUUAAGUUGCUGGCAAUAUCAGUGCUCACACUGACACCUGAAAAAAUAUAGAUGAGGCAAAUGGAGUCUUGGUUCCUUGGAGAUCAGGAGACAACAUUUCUUUUACCUUGCUCCUAGAAAAUCUUGCUCGUUCCUAGGUUUUGCAAUACAGUGGCACCUUGGUUCUCAAACUUAAUCCAUUCCAGAAGUCCGUUCGAAAACCAAGACAAGCUUUCCCAUAUAAAGUAAUGCAAAAUGGAUUAAUCUGUUCCAGACUUUUAAAACAACCCCUAAAACAGCAAUUUAACAUGAAUUUUACUAUCUUAAUGAGACCAUAGAUCCAUAAAAUGAAAGCAAUAAUCAAUGUACUGUACUAUAAAAUAAAUAAGACAGUAUUGUAGAUGAUAAAAAUUUAAAUUACAAUUUUUUCUUACCUGCACUGAUGAUAGUCAUUGUUUGGAGGGGGGGGGCUUUUAUUCAUUUCCGCAAUCACAGAAUCGAUCAGUAGCUGAACUGGGUUCCACACAGUCACAAAAACAAAUUAACCAAAAAAGCCUCAAAAACCAAAACUCAAAACAAAUAGCAAAAACAAAAGCGCCAAAUUUAAUCCAGUCUGGAAGUGCGUUUGACUUGUGAAAUGUUUGAAAACCAAGGCGCAGCUUCUGAUUGGUGCAGGCGCCCCAGAAACAAUAGCUGACAGCCACAUUAGAUGUUUGGCUUCCGAAAAACGUUUGCAAACCAGAAUGCUUACUUCCGGGUUUUUGGCAUUUGGGAACCAAGGCGUUUGAGUACCAAGGUACCACUGUAUGCCUUACUAUACACCUGAUCAUGGGUAGCAGUCAUUCAGCAAUUUGUCAUCUAUAAGCUUUUCUAAUUCUUAAAAAAAAAAAUUAAAAAUCCGCAUCUUGUUGCAUGUUUCCCCUAAGUGACGUAUGUAUUUUGUGAACAAGUACAUAAAUAGAGUGUGCUGCAAUAUGUUCCUCUCCUCUCCGUACUGUCAAUAAAUUUAUAAGCCCUCUUAUGAGUUCCCCUUGUCUUUUUUUUCUCAGCCAGAAGCCCUGUAUGCUUUCAAUUUCUUUACUGUUUCCCCCUUUACUUCCAACUUUUAGGAAGCUAAAGAAGGGGAGGCAGAGGUGGCUGUGCGUCGAAGGGGAAGGAAGCCCAAACGACCUCUAAUUCCACCAGAGGAAACAGGUAAAACAUGGAGGUUCUGCUUCUCUUAACUUUUUCUAUUGUUUAAGGUGCAUGUUAGCUUAUACAAAUAUCAGUUUUAUUAUCCUUUAUUCAUCGAGGGGAAAAUCAUUGGGUUAUGGCUAAAGUAAAUAUUAUGGGGAAAUGUGCAAAUUGCUGUAAUCUCAUGUCAGGAAUGGUACAUCCCAGCUGCUUGCCUACAACCUCUUGGGUUUUCUAUGAAUUCUGGCUGUGAACUAAAGAAGUAAACUAUUGUAAAUGUUUUUGGAGAGAUUUUAAACAAGUAUGCAUUAAAAUGCUACGGAAAUGGAAAAUUACUUACUCCACUCACGGGGUCCAUUUAGAAUUCACCUUCUAAAGUAAGUAUCCAUAUCCCUUCUGGAGGCUUGGGUGGAAAUUUGAGUGUGUUUAUAAAAUUUUGUAGGGAAGGACACACUUGAGCCAGACAAAAAACGUCAGAAACUAACACUUGCUGUUGAAGAGGAGACAAAAGACAAAGAUGAAAAGGAUGAAAACAAGGAGAGUGGCGAUAACGGAGGGGAGGACAGUGACAACAGUGAUGAUGCUGACGAAAUACAUUCAGGGGCCACAACACGGUCAGCCUCAAGAUUGGAAGCACAAAGGUAACGUUGGCUCUCCAGAGACUUGGGCAGUGGGCUAGAUGCGUCACCAAGCAUGGAGGGCUGUGGUGGGAAUGGAAGAAGUCCAGAGCGCCAGUGGAUGAGCAGACACAACCUUGUACUUCUUUGAAUCCUGGCCUCUGACUCCAGUCAUUAAUGAAUCCAUCCCAAAUCCAGUUCUGCCUCAUCUUUCUGUAUAAAAAUAUAAUAAAGGCAUUUUGUUUGUGAUCCCUACCUACCAAAACUUUUGCUCAGCUGUUGCUUAUGGAAAAAAUGAUGAGACUUUCUAUAUAUUCCAUAUUCAUACUUCCAUUUUAUUGCUAAAUUACUCUAGCCAACCUGCUUCUUCAGGAAGCAAAUUUGUCUUACAACCUUCCCUCCCUUGGUGAUCUCUUAGCAUCUUGGGUGCAUAUAUUUUUACAGUUAAGUGGUGUAUAAUUUUUUUGAAAUAAAUAAAUGUAUUCUAGACCCAUGAAGGCUUCACGUCUAGCAGUCCAAACUUUAUUGCAGAAACUGACUCCCUGGGUAGGAGUCAGAGAGGUUUUGCCACAUCAUUAGUUUUUGACUAAUAAUGUGUCUCUUUCCCCAACUCUCUGUCUCACUCACAUGUGUGGAUGCACACACUGGAGGAUACAGUAGCUAAGGGACCCAAGGGUCAUCUAGUCCAACCCCCUGCAAUGCGGGAAUCUCUACCAAAGCAUGCAUAACAGAUGGCCAUCCAAUCUCUGCUUAAAAACCUCCAGUGAAUGAGAGCCCACCACCUCCCGAGAGAGUUCGUUCCACUUUCAAACAGUGCUUACCGUCAGAAAGUUCUUCCUGAUGUUUAGUUAGAAUCUCCUUUUCUUAUAACUUGAAGCCAUUUGUUUGGGGGCCUACCCUCCAGAGCAGGAGAAAACAAGCUUUGUUCCAUCUUUUAUGGGACAGCCCUUGAUUAGAGGAGACUGAGAGGAGAUAUGAUCGCCAUCUUCAAAUAUAUCAAGGCUAAACAUGCUCAGCUCCAUCAACCGUUCCUCCUAAGGCUUGGUUUCCAGACCCCUGUUCAUCUUGGUUGCUCUCCUCUGCACACAUUCCAGCUUAUCAAUAUCCUUCUUAAAUUGUGGUGCCCAGUAUCAGCAGUUCCACAUUAAAAUCAUUCCUACUCCACAGUAGGAAUGGACCAUGUUGUGUAAUAGGAAAUGUAUAUAACAAAACUCUGAUGGCAGUUCUGUUAGGUCAAAAGAAAAGGCCUGGAGAUCACAUCCUUUGUACCUGAAGGUCUCAGGCUCAGUCCCCAGCAGCUUCAAUUAAAAGGAUCUCUAGCAACAAGGCUUACAAAGUCACGAUCAUCAUUUUAUUUGUAUGCCAUCUUUCUAUAGUUAAAACCAUGCUCAAGGCAGCUUAAAACAUGAAAAUAUUUACAGUUACAAAAGGAGUCAUAAACAAAAACAUCAAAAAGUACACAAUAAAAUCGAGCCAUUUCCACAUAAAUCAUCAGGUCUAAAAAUAAAGAUACUAAAAAUAAUAUCAAUAACAGCAACAGAAGCCCCCUAAACAAUACCCCAGCCCAAGAGUCUGUUCAGCAGACUCAGCUUUUGCAGCUGGAGUCAGUCCGGGCCCUGCCUUCCCAGGCCAGGUGGCAAAAGGGCCAGCAAGGCAGGAAUCCGGUCUUCCAGGACUUAUAGCCAAGAUGGUCAGCUCAGCUCAGACCUGAGAGAGUCAGUGCCUGUACUGAGUUAAAUGGACUAGUGGACGGAAUCUGUUUAAGGCAGCUUUCUAUGUUAGCAUAAGGGACCAAUUUAGAAGCAGUGGGCUGUGCAAGCUCAACUCUGCCUGCCUGCCACUUCCCCACUCCAAACCACCACCACCCCUGCUGUUUCUCCCUCUGCUAGGAUUCAGGUCCUUGCUUGUGAUCAAAACAGAGACUUAGCAGUCUGACUGUCACAUUUAACUUCAGAAAGCAGAAUACCUCAAUCCCAACAUGAGACUGCCGAGUAUUGCUACUUGCUUUGGAACGGCCAGUGUAAGAGUGUCUCUGAAAGCACAGAUUCAUUUUUAAUUUUUGUGCUACUUUAUUAUAUUUGCUAGGUAACCCGUCCUGUUUACAUAUGCUUAUCUGCUCAUUUUUUCAGAAAGCAGCCCAGCAAGCCCACAACACGAGCCACAUCUAAAAAUCAAAGCCCUGGUGCAGUUCCUCCUCCAAACCAUCGAAAGUUAGCAGGGAAAAAACAGUCACCUGCCGUUGCAAAAUCCAAUAAAUCUCCUGGGGCACAGUAAGUAUGGAAAUGAAAGCCACUUCUAGUUUGUGAAUAUCUCUACGCCGUCUUCUCCAGAGUAAUUUCACCGUGCUUUUUGGUUUGUUUUUCAGUUCAAGGUUACAGCCCACCAAGCGCAAAAGAGAAGCCAGUCCCAUGGUGUCGCCUAAGAAAAGUCACCAGAGGGGCGAUGAACCUGAGGCGAAGAAGUCCAAGCGAUAGUUUUGCCCCACGCCAGACAAAUGGGGAAGGGAAAACAAACAAACUCUCCUCUGCUUCUUUGUAAAACAGAGAAGCUUUGCAUGCGCUUGUUUCCAAGGUAUAACAUGUUACCUAUGUAACAUAUUUAAACAGCUUUAUACACUAUUUGUUUAUGCAGAAGUCUAUAAGCAUUGCAAAAGUUUACUUUGAACCUCAAGUAGAGAUGGUCGAGAGUGACUCGCUGAUGCUUCCAAUCUGCUCAUCACCAGUGGCCUCUUAAUGACACCCUUUGUACAUAAGCCACAUAUUUUAAAGAAGAAUGUAUUUUACUGCGUAUGAACUUAAUCAAACAGCAAGGACUGUUCUGCGGGCUGUUCUGAUGUUAUCUUACGUUGGUCAUUUUAACUGGAUUCUUAAAUGUUGUGCAGCCAUCAUUAGCAUUGUCUAGGGCGCGGGAAGGGACUCCUUUUCAGUGAACUCAACAAAUCUCUGAUUAACUGGCAAAGUACUUUCCUGCAUGUAUUCAAGUCAAGUAGAAUUAGUAUAAGGAGGAGACUUUACUUUCUUUCCUCACACUCGUGGCUUUCUGUAUGGUAAAAGUUUAAAAACUGCAUUUACAGUGCUUAGUAAAUGCACCCUAUUCACUUGGAAAUAUAUUAUCAUCUGUAAAUUUUAUCCCAGCGUCAAAGUAGUUAGAGUUCAUUCAGAUAGAACUAGACCCCUUCAGCUGAAACAGUGGAAACUGUCUCAUUUUGAAGCUUCUAAAUGUUUUUCUCUCAGUAUUUCUCUUUUUCAAUUGAAACACUGAAAUUAAAGUAUCACCUUCAGGAUUUAAAGAUCUUCACCAUUUAUCUCACACUUUAUAUACUAGUAUUAAAAGAGAAUGUAGCGCCUGGCCCUGCUGCCAGAAUCAUUAGUAUACUUACAUUUUACUCUCACAAAAACAAAUCUUCAAGUUCGGUUUCAUGUAAAGUUUUGGGGUUUUUUUUAAUUAUUAUCAGAAUUUGUCUCUUGCAAAGAUGUGGUAAGUUGCCAAAUAACCUGAGAUUAUUUUAAAAUGUUCAUAUUCAUGUUUUAUAACCAAAUUCAGCAUUCUAUGUUUUUUAAUUUGUUUUCUUUUUGUUUUGGGGACUUUUAUUGUUGUAAUGUGAUUUUUUCUGUCAAAUAUUCUACUUUGUUUCUUACUGAAUUUUUAUAUAUAAAUUAUAAAACGUUUCCCA
This is a messenger RNA of Podarcis lilfordi (Lilford's wall lizard), 38386 nucleotides long. The record is from the annotation of a GenBank genome assembly. Lineage: Eukaryota; Metazoa; Chordata; Lepidosauria; Squamata; Lacertidae.